AUGGAGGGCGAAGGCAACGCCAGCUCUACAGGACCGGGGGCGAUGCCGCCAAGGCCAGUAGACACAGCCUCUGCAGCUCCACCAGCACCGCCUGCCAUGGCAUCUCAAGCCCCAGCAGCACUAACAGCCACAGCUGCUGCUCCCGCCGCGCCAGACAGCAUUCCCAGGCCUCCUCCAAAGCCGUAUGAGUCUGCUGCCGCUCCAGGAAGCAGCCCUGCCAGCGUUUCCGAGCCUUUCGUCCCGAAGCAGCCGGUUCGGGAGGACAUGGUUCGGCAGGCCGUGAGCUUCCUCUCCAACCCUAAGGUCCGGAGCUCCCCGGUUCGGUUCCGCCGAGCCUUUCUGGAGCGCAAGGGCAUGUCAGCUGAGGAGAUUGAUGAAGCCUUCAGACGCUGCCCUGACCCCUCAACAGGGUCAGAGGACGUGGAGGUGGGCGCGUCUUCCCAGCCCCUGCCUGCUGCUCGCAAGACCCCUGCUGCCACCACCGCUGCUGCUGCAGAGCCACCUGCCGCUGCCGCUCCCCCUCCUCCUGCUGCUGCUGUUGCUCCUGGUCCGCAGCAGCAGGCACAGGCGCAGCAGGCGUUUUCAUGGUCCAAGCUGGCAGUGGCUCUGGCUGUUGUGGGGGCGGGCACUGCCGGAACAGCUGCCGUUGCAAAGCGCCGAGGCAAACAGGCAGCGAAAAAGAGCAGCAAGGGGAAGAAGGCGAGCAGGCGGCAAGGGCAGGGUACUGAUCCAGACAAGCCGGAGGAGGAACGGGAGGAUGGGAAGGAGGAGGUAGAGGCAGAGGAGGAGGGGAGCAGUGACAGCAGCAGCAGCUCCAGCAGUCGCAGUGAGUCAGAGAGCGAGUCAGAGACAGGGGAUUCAGAGAGCGAAGAGGAGAGGGGGAAGGGGAGGAGGGGGAAAGGAAGGCACAGUAGAGGGAGGAAAGGGAGGAGGGGAGGCAGGAGGGGGGGAGGCAGCAAGGAUGGGUCCCAGGCGGCGUUGCUGCGGGCAUUGGAAGCCAUGACUGCAGAGGUGCAGCAGCUCAAGGCCGCCAACGCUGCUGGUGCUGCCGGUGCCGGUCCCUAUUCCGCCCAGCCGUGGCGACCGUCUAGUGCCCCCGCGCCCUCUUCCCCCUCUGCUGCUCUGGGCGCCGGUGGCAGUAGCACUGCCACUCCUGGUGCGCCUGGUGUCGGAUCAGCUAAUGCAGGGGCAUCUAAUGGCCCUCCCCAUCCCAAGUCCUUUUACGAGGUGAUGGAAAUGGUGAAGCGGGGAGAAACGCCUCCAGGAAUCAAGGACAUCAACGACAAGCCCCCCAAUCCCGAGCAGCCCCCUACAGACUCCCGCCUGACGCGCCCUCUCAAGCCAUACCCUUACGGACCUAGUCAGCCUUACACAGCCAGCCAGCCGUACCAAACCAGUGCCCCAUACACGAGCAACCAGUCGUACCAAGCCAAGCAGCCUUACCAAACCAACCAGCCAUACCAGCAGCAGCAGCAGCAGCAGCAGCAGUUUGGGCACCCGUCUGCUUACAACCAGGGUGCCAUGGGUUCAGCUUAUGGGGCUACUAACGGGGGUGACUAUAACGGAGGGAUGGGCUAUGCUGGUGUGAGUGGUGGUGCUGGUAACGGCUCUGUGGAUGAGGCUCCCUGGUCCCGCCGCCCGCCUGCCACGUCAUCAUCAGCUGCUGCUGCUGACUCAGCAGCCGCAGCUGCUGCCUCUGGAAUGUUCUCCAAUUCUCCCAGUGGAGAAGCAUCAGGGGGUGCAGCCGUGGAGACAGAAGUGGGAGCAACAGUGGGUAUCUCAGGUGGCUCAUCAGGUGUCCCAUCAGGUGUCCCAUCAGGUGUCCCAUCAGGUGUCCCAUCAGGUGGACCAUCAGGGGACGCAUCAGGUGGAGGGGGGUGGAGGCCACCAGCACUUCUGAAGCCGGUGCUGCCAGAAGCAGCCACAGCCAUCCGCCAGUGGCCUGCUGCUAGAGCACCCAACUACUGGGGCGGCGCUUCCGCCUCCUCCCCUGCUGACGCCCCCGCUGCUGAUUCCCUUGCUGCUGAUGGUACCACUGCAUGUGCUGCAGUAGAGGCUGCUGCACCGUCUGUAAUGGCUCCUCCUGCGGCUACAGCAUCAGUGAUUGAUGUUCCCCCUGGGCCUGCUUUGGUGCUGGGAGGGAUGCAAUCCAGCAAUGGCAUUGGUGAGGUGGAGGUGGGUGGGAGUGCAGCAGCAGCAUCCGACGGAGUGAAUGCAGCGCCAGAGGUGUAG
Closterium sp. NIES-65 is the source of this 2232-nucleotide messenger RNA. Lineage: Eukaryota; Viridiplantae; Streptophyta; Zygnematophyceae; Desmidiales; Closteriaceae. The record is from the annotation of a GenBank genome assembly.